GAAAGUCCGGUGUUGUAACGUCUUUUCCGGUGUCGAAGGUCACUUUUCCGGUGAAGAUGGCGGCGCCGGACGAGUUGUUUUGCUGGGAAGGAGACUGGGGUUUACCGUCCGUCAAUACCGACUGUCUGGUGGUUCUGGCCUACGCCCAGUUUGCAGGAGCUCCACUGAAACUUCACAAGAUCUCCAACCCCUGGAGGAGUCCCAGUGGUUCUCUGCCUGCUCUGAGGACAAAUCAAAAAGAGACCAUAUCCAGACCCUCUGACAUCAUCAUCCACCUUAGAAAACAGAAGUACAACGCAGACUAUGACCUGUCAGCGAAGGAAGGUGCUGACAGCCUGGCUUUCAUCUCUCUGAUGGAGGAGAAGCUGAUGCCAGCUCUGAUCUACGCCUUCUGGGUCGAACCUAAGAACUAUGUGGAGGUGACUCGUCGCUGGUACGCCGAGCACAUGCCCUUCCCCCUCAAUUUCUUCCUACCAGGUCGGAUGCAGAGCAGACAGCUGGAAAAACUGCGACUGCUGCGAGGAGACGAGAGUCUGGAGGCUGGAGACGAGCUGGAGAAGGAGUUGUAUCGUGAAGCUGUAGAGUGUAUGAACCUGCUGUCCCAGCGCCUUGGAUCACACAAGUUCUUUUUCGGAGACUCGCCUUCUUCUCUGGACGCCUAUGUAUUCGGUCACUUGGCUCCCAUCCUGAAGUCCAAGCUACCCAAUGGGAAACUGCAGCAGCAUCUGAAGUCUCUGGACAACCUGAACAACUUCUGCACCAACAUUCUGCUGCUCUACUUCCCCCGAGACGGACGAGAGACCACCAACCAGAAGCCGUCGACACAGUCUGAAGGCGCAGACUUUGACAAUGUCCCCAACAAGCGGAAAAAACAGUUCCUGUCAGCUCUGGUGGCUCUGGGCGCCAUGCUGAGCUAUGCUCUGCUGACCGGUAUGGUGUCCAUCCAGCACGUCCACCAGGAAGCACUGGAGGAGCCACCUGACCUGCAGGACCUUGAAUCCCACCACCAUGAGGAUGAGGGCGAUGACUGAGGUCAGAGGUCACCACAAGGACUAUGAAUGAGUUCCAUUUGACCAAAGAAAGAAGGAAAAGACACGGGCGUGGAUCGAUGUGGCGUGUGGACAAGAGGAAGAUGUGGUUUUAUCAGCAGUUUUGGUUCAAACCUCACACUUUACAGAUACAUUAUUGGCUUUUUUCAGUGAAUUAAUGUUUUUUUUUUUUACACUGUAAUCUGUAAGUUUUUGUUAUCAUUCAUCUGAAAUCUAAAAUACUAAUAUAAAAUAAAAGUAGAAUAAA
Messenger RNA from Sphaeramia orbicularis (orbiculate cardinalfish), 1296 nucleotides. It is a transcript of the gene mtx1a, whose product is annotated as metaxin 1a. Gene Ontology annotation, cellular component: cytoplasm; SAM complex. Lineage: Eukaryota; Metazoa; Chordata; Actinopteri; Kurtiformes; Apogonidae. The coding region runs from base 57 to 1031 and encodes 324 amino acids. Gene Ontology annotation, biological process: mitochondrion organization. The record is from RefSeq and is a predicted model, not a curated record. The transcript has 8 exons.